UCUUUCACUCCACGAUGGCCCCCUCCCUUUCAAAACAAAAACGUCUCGCAGAAAAGGCCGCAAAGCAGGCCGCAAAGGCUAACGGCGCCGACGCAUCCACGUCGACGUCUACACCGGCGGGAUCUACCAAUGGCAGCACCUUCAAUACCCCGCUGACCAGCAUGUCGGCUGCAACCAGCCAGGACGACCUGACAUCGAUGGCGAAGCUCCAGAUCGCUACUGAGAGGAGCGCGGCCGGUGUUCUCGUAUCUGAUCCCAAAGGCCGCGACAUCAAAAUUGAUUCGUACACAUUGUCUUUCCAUGGUCGCCUGCUCAUCGAGGGUGCUGAGAUUGCCCUCAACUACGGGCAGCGCUACGGUCUGCUGGGGGAAAACGGCUCUGGCAAGUCUACGUUCCUGCAAUCCAUCGCCGAACAAGAUAUCGCGCUCCCCCCGAACAUCGAUAUCUACCUCGUUCGUGGCGAGGCCGAACCCGCUGAGGUCAAUGCGCUCGACUUCAUCGUUGCUUCUGCAAAGGAGAAAGUUGCGAAGCUUGAGGCGCGCAUUGAGGAGCUCUCCAUCGCUGAUAGCGUCGACGAGCUUGCGCUCGACGCCGCAUACGAGGAGCUCGAUGAGAUGGACCCGAACACGUUCGAGGCAAAGGCCGGCAGCAUUCUCCAUGGUCUCGGAUUUUCGCAGGCGAUGAUGAAGAAGCCUACCAAGGAUAUGUCUGGUGGUUGGCGUAUGCGUGUCUCCCUUGCCCGCGCCCUCUUCAUUAAGCCCCAUCUCCUCCUCAUGGACGAGCCGACGAAUCAUUUGGAUCUUGGCGCCGUCGUCUGGUUGGAAGCGUACCUCUCGACGUACAACCACAUCCUCGUCAUCACCUCUCAUUCGCAGGAUUUCAUGGAUAGCGUCUGCACGAACAUCAUGGAUCUCACGCCCAAGAAAAAGAUGGUGUACUACACUGGUAACUAUACCACCUAUGUCAGGACCAAGGGUGAGAACGAGGUCAAUCAGAUGAAGGCGUACCACAAGCAACAGGAGGAAAUCGCGCACAUUAAGAAAUUUAUCGCUUCCGCUGGUACCUACGCCAACCUCGUCAAGCAAGCCAAGUCGAAGCAGAAAAUUAUCGACAAGAUGGAGGCUGCGGGAUUGAUCGAAAAGCUCGAGAUCCCCAAGCCUCUUCAUUUCAAUUUCGAGGACAUCCGUAAGCUCCCGCCGCCUAUCAUCGCCUUCGACGAAGUUGCGUUCUCCUACUCCGGCAAGAAGGAGGACUACCUGUACAAGAACUUGUCUUUUGGUAUCGACAUGGACUCGCGAGUGGCGAUCCUCGGCGCCAACGGUGCUGGCAAGUCAACGCUGCUCAACCUCAUCACCGGCCAUCUGCAGCCAGUCGAGGGGACCAUAUCGAAGCACGCCAGUUUGAAAUUGGCCAAGUACUCUCAACACUCUGCCGAUCAGCUUCCGUAUGACAAGCCCCCGCUCGAGUACUUCCAGGCGAUAUUUGCUGAGAAAUAUCCAGAAAAGGAUCUACAGGCAUGGCGCGCACAGCUGGGUCGCUUUGGUCUUUCGGGAGCCCACCAGACGGCACCCAUUAGGCAGCUCUCUGACGGCCUUCGUAACCGUGUCGUCUUCUCCCAACUUGCCAUGGAACACCCUCAUAUCCUCUUGCUUGAUGAGCCGACGAACCAUUUGGAUAUGACCUCGAUCGAUGCACUUGCCCGUGCCAUCAAGGAGUUCGAGGGCGGUGUCGUCAUCGUCUCUCACGACUUCCGUUUAAUUUCUCAAGUCGCCGAAGAGCUUUGGGAAGUCAAGGACCACACGAUUCGCAACCUCACGAAGGAAGAUAUCUCCAUCGUCGACUACAAGCGCAACCUCGCACGCGCCAGUAUGGCCGCCAUCGAAAAGGCCAAGCUGUUCAGCAAGUCCGCGUCGAGGACAAAGACCUAGACGCGCGCAUGCGCUCAUGCACACUGCAGUGCGGUAUAUACCUGUACAUUCGUGUCACCCUCCAUAUGCUGUAGUGCUGUAGCUCUGGCCGCCCAUCCGUCUCCACCUGAAUUCUGCUCACGAUGAUGUCUCCAAUGAAUAACUUAGCCUUGAUUCCUCUCUUGUCUUUCAUUGCCUCUCUCCAUAUCAAUACACUGAUACAUCCCACGAUCUUGUAGCCCAUUCCUACCCCCAGGCCCGGCAAACACCUGUAGUAGCCCGGUUUAUGUUCACGAUUACAAGCACCAAUCUACGCAUUUUUGUACGACGUUGCAUUCUUUCGUGGUCGCCGCUUCGUAUUCUUCGAGCGAAGACGGCCUUAUAGACACAUGUGUAGAUGCCAAUUCAAUUGAGACUCACGCUUAGAUAUAUUAUCUGUUUUCUUCCCCC
This is a messenger RNA of Heterobasidion irregulare TC 32-1, 2357 nucleotides long. RefSeq names its product putative ABC transporter. NCBI's taxonomy places the organism in Eukaryota, Fungi, Basidiomycota, Agaricomycetes, Russulales, Bondarzewiaceae. The record is from RefSeq and is a predicted model, not a curated record. The transcript has 8 exons. Gene Ontology annotation, molecular function: ATP hydrolysis activity; ATP binding. The coding region runs from base 15 to 1928 and encodes 637 amino acids.